AUGUCGCACGAUCCGUCGGCUUUUAUGUCCAUGUCAAGUGCCUGGGGACCACUGGUCGGGAACCCGCCAGCGCUGUACGGUCACAAUUACCAGACGCAAUACACCACGAAACAAGAAGAUCCUGAAGACCGGCCGACGCUGCUGCAUGUCCCCUCUGCGUCGACUUCCCAGUCGAGCACUAGAGCCGAUUCAAAUAACUCAAUGCAAACACAGACUUCCAAGUCGAGCAGGACGACUGAUCCAUCCGAAGCCAGCCCACCGAGGAAGAAGGGAAGGAAGAGCAAGGCCCCCGCGCAAGACGAGAACCACGGAAAACGAGACAAGUUCUUGGAGAGGAACCGGAUCGCGGCAAGCAAGUGUCGUCAGAAAAAGAAGGAAUGGGUCUCGGACUUGCAGGAAACCAAGCAGGGGCUGGAAAACCAACACGCACAACUACAGAUGGAAUACAAUGGAUUGGUGGAUGAGGUUACGCGCAUGAAAAACGAGCUCAUGUCCCACGCCAACUGCCAUGACCCAAACAUUAACUUAUGGCUUGAGAAUGAGGCUCGACGAUUUGUCCAAAUCAGUGCUGAGCGCGUCAAGAAGCAGAGUCUUGACGCUAGCCGGAUGGUUGGCCAAAUGUCUCUAAUUUCUCCUGCACGCUCUGAGCGCGCAAUGACAAGCAUGUCUUCGAGGUCCGGCAGCAGUGCGGACAUCAACUACGACCACAUGCCAGACAGUGCGUUCGAACAGGCGUAG
Colletotrichum spaethianum is the source of this 738-nucleotide messenger RNA. Its product is annotated as basic leucine zipper (bZIP) transcription factor atfB. Gene Ontology annotation, molecular function: DNA-binding transcription factor activity, RNA polymerase II-specific; RNA polymerase II cis-regulatory region sequence-specific DNA binding. Lineage: Eukaryota; Fungi; Ascomycota; Sordariomycetes; Glomerellales; Glomerellaceae. The record is from RefSeq and is a predicted model, not a curated record. The transcript has 2 exons. Gene Ontology annotation, biological process: regulation of transcription by RNA polymerase II. Bases 1 to 738 code for a protein of 245 amino acids.